This is a messenger RNA of Medioppia subpectinata, 2109 nucleotides long. NCBI's taxonomy places the organism in Eukaryota, Metazoa, Arthropoda, Arachnida, Sarcoptiformes, Oppiidae. The record is from the annotation of a GenBank genome assembly.
GUGUGAUAGAGAGUGCGCUUUCCGGACACCAAUAGGUGUUCAUGUGUUGAGUGAAUGGCAGCCAAUGAGUGAUGAAAUGCCCGAAAGGGACGCUCUGUGCGGGUGUUGUGAGUGAAGGCCUAAAUGUAUUGCAGUAUUGAAUUGAAUGAAAACAUUUGUCUAAAAACUAUUACGACAUUCAAUGCAUUCAUUCAUCGAUUGAAUGCAAACACAAAUCAUUGACUCAUUAUUUACAUUGACUUUUGAAUCACUUUUGAAUCGGAUUUGAAAAACAAAACACAAAAACAUUUGACUAUUUGUGACAAUAAUUUGUGAUGAGUUUAGUGUGAGAAUUGGUCCCCAAAGAGAUGAACGAUACCAACGAUAAGCCGUUUGUCUGCACCGAAAGGGCAUGUCUUAUGAAGUUCUCGACAGUGGAUCGGUUGGCAGUGCAUCAGAAACAGCACACAAUGAAACUGAAGUUGUCGUCAAUGAGUUCCCAGUUGUCGAUCGCAGACCAGACGCCGACGCCGUCGAGGAUUUUGGGCAACUUCUUGCAGAACUGGGAGGCGUCGGGACUCAACUCAGAGAUACAGGAGAUCACAAACUUGACGCCUAUUCUCAACGAUUCCAACCACACGUCAAAGACGGCCGCCGACGACAAUAAGGACAACACAAACACUUGUAACUCAAAGUCCAGUUCAGCCGACAAUCCUUUCGCCCAAUCGUUUCAAAAUGCGCUCAAAAACACCAAUCAUUUAAAAAUACCCGAAAUAACGACACGAAUCACCGCUUCUUCGACAUCGGAUUCACCGCUCAAUACGCCCUCCAUUUUUCCGAACGAAGGGCUGAUGGCUAUCGUGAACGCGGCUCUCAAUACACCCGACCAUGACUUCCAUUUCAACACAACCAUCGAUAGAGUGGACGCAACUCUCGGCCAAACCGUUGAAACCACUCAAUCGGUGACCGCUUUGGUCAGUGAAGUGACGACCACUAACUCGAGCGCCGAAAACCGGCCAAAAGGAGAGACACUGAAGAACGCGCUGAAAGGGCAACGCUUUCAAGCGGUUCCAGUGAUACGAACGGCCAACACAUCUGCGGUCAACAAUAAUAUGACCAUUUCGUCGACGGUUCCCAAUAUUGUAAUCUCUCAGUCGAACCACAAACUGAUGAAAACACUGAACACAACAAAACUACGGACUCUUCCGAUCGCACAAACGGCACAAAUGCCUAAAAACACUGCAAUAAUUGCCCCCAAAAUGAAAGAGACUUCGCUCACGAUUGGCAACAGUAGUAACUCUCUGUAUAAAGUGAUUCUUAAGCUUCCGGACGGCCGAUCAGUUCAGUUGCCGUUAAUCCAAACGCCGAUCACUCAGACAGCGCUGCAGCCGACGAGCGCUUCCCACAAAUUGAACGACUUGUUGGCCGUCACGAGUGCUGAGUCGCUGACAAUCGGAGCGAUCACUUCGAGCUCUAGUCACGGAAACGAGACCUCACUGUCGAGUCUGCAGAGCAAAGUGGACGCCACUCUGGCAUCGCUGCCACCGAAGGCCAAACCCGGACGCAAGAGUAAGUUCGCGCCCGAAGAGGACCCGAAGGAGAAGAAGGCCCGGUCUCUGGAGCGCAACAGAGCCGCAGCCAUGAGGUGUCGACUCAAACGCAAACAUUGGAUCGAUUCCCUCGAAGAGAAGGCCGACGAAUACGAGAAAAUCAAUGAAAAACUACAAAGCGAAGUCGUGGCUCUCAGACGGGAAGUGACUCUUUUAAAGACUGCACUUCUGGCGCAUAAGGACUGUCCGGUCACUCAACAGCAACAACAACAGCAGAAAGUGACAAAUGAAGUGACACAACUAACGAUUGUGACUACAAAUGGAAAUAUUCACAGAUUAGACAAUAAUAUCAACACUAAUGGCUUGACGUGACCUUAAUUUCAUUGAGCUUUCAUUAAUAGCUAUUAAACACACAAAACAAGAGUUCAAACCAUUUGUUUAUAAAUCGAUAAUUAGUUCAAAUCAUUCAACGUUUUACCACUUUGUGAACAAUUGUGACAAAAGUCUUCACGUCUUCUCUCAAAACCAUCACUUCUUUUGAUAAUAGUUUGAAUCCAUUGUCUCGUCAUUUCGAUACAUA